AUGAACAGAAUUCGUGGCUCAAGGCGACAUCCUGCCUGCUUUCGGCUUCCCGGCAGCCGCGCGCAGAUGUCCAGCAUUCCGGAUGCGAUCGAAGUCGAGGCUUGUGAGGCCGGCAUGAUGAGACGUGCGGAGUCCGAAAGCCCAGGCGUGUCGCUGCCUGGAACCAUUGCCACCCUUUUGAAUGUGCUUGUAGGUGGUAGCAGCGUUCUGUUGCCGUAUGCAUUCCAGCUCUCGGGAUGGUGUUUUGCACCGCUGGUUCUUGCUGUCGGCUGUCUCAUGGGCUUCACAUUGUGGAUCAUGGGCUUCCUGCUUGAGUCGCUCGAUGAACGUGCAGAGCAGAUGGGCAUCCCCCGGUCGCAGCGCGACUGGGGUCUUAUCGGCUACGCAGCUUUUGGGAAUGUUGGCCGCGUUGCUUUUGCCGGCUGCAUGUUUGUUGAUCUGAUUGGAUCUGCCCCGUUCUUCUUGAGCAUUGCCAUCGAGCAGCUUCCUUUCCUCCUACCUUUCAGACACGAGUUGGUCGCUGCACUUUGCUGUCUUGCGGCCUUCGGCUGCUGCCUUCUCCCAAAAAGGUUUUUCUCAGCAAUGGCCGUGUUGGGGAUCACGUCUCAGGUCAUUCUGGUCGUGGGCGUUUUUGUUACAGGUGCCGAGCUGUCCUUCACGACUGGCACUGCAUCAGACCAAUUACUGUUCAAAGCAGCAGGCAUUCCACCGGCUGUUGGCAUUGCUCUUCUCUGCUUCAUCGCUCACAGCGAGGCACCUCUUAUUUACCAGAUGAUGGCAGACCGGACAAAGUGGACCAAGGCAGUGAUCUACAGCAUGAGCGUUGCCGAGGCUUUCGUCCUACUAUUCGGUGGAUUGGGAUACAUGUUCUUCGGCGGCAGUGUUGGGCAGUCCAUUGCCGUGAACAUUGGUCGCGACUUGGACCUUCAUCUGCUUCCGGAAAGCUUUCACAUCUGCCUAGGUGCCGUCACUAUUUUGUGCCUCAGCACAAAACAGCUGAUGUCUCUGCCUCUUGUGCUGGAUGCCACUGGCGAUCUGUUCGGAGAGAUGCUUCAGUGGAAAGGUCGGAUAAUCAUGAAAGCCAUGGUCUUGAGCAUUUCUGGUCUCACUGUGGUACUCUUCAAGGAUGAUGGCAUGGCUUUCUUUGGGGAUCUGGAGGGAAUCCUGCCUGCAAAUCUCGUGGGCCUCAUUUUCCCUUGUGCCGCUAUGCUGCAGAUUUGCGGGCAUGAGAUGUGCAUGUGGCGACGACUGGGUGUGCGUGCUUUGCUAGUUGUUUCCACUAUGUACAGUGUGCUUGGGUCCGUGUACAUUGUUCUGCAGCAAGUGGGUGCUUUGUAA
Symbiodinium sp. CCMP2456 is the source of this 1338-nucleotide messenger RNA. The record is from the annotation of a GenBank genome assembly. Lineage: Eukaryota; Dinophyceae; Suessiales; Symbiodiniaceae.